CUGAAAUCGCAACAAAAAUCAUGAUUUUAUUUUUUCUUAUUUUUUCAAUUAACUACGUUUUUAAAUGAUAUAACGUAUGGUUACAUAUUAACAAAAUACCUUGAGCCUACAAAUAUCGUCGUGAUAUGAUCUGUAUUCAUCGGGAAGAUGUCCAACCACGAAGCGUACUAUUACCCAAUGCGUACAAUAACCCCACUUUCUCCUAAACAUUCAUAACUAAUGGCGAUUUCGGCUGGAGUGCACUGGUUGCCACCUUACCGAUAGCACACAAACUGGCUGCGACUAUUUUUUCAGGUCCACUUUGUGUACACUUAAUAUGCACUUGUGAGGUGUAUCGAGUUCAGACGGAACACGCGGCACCAUUGAGAGACUGAAUUAUUUAACUAGCCAAACACAAAAGUUGCACCCACACUUGAAAUGUGCAACCGGUGCAAUCGCUAUAAAAUAAAUAUUAUUGACAACAAAAAUAUAAAUGUUUUUAUUUUUAUAUUAAAAUAAUAUAAAUUAAAGUUUAUAUGAAUUGUAAUGCGCUCUAAUUUGACACUAGACGAGAAAGUCAUCCUAUGAUGUCUCUAAAGAAACUGAAACUUUUUCCCUUGCUAAGGAAUAAAAAUUGUGACUGCGUUUGCGCAAGAAAAUUAUUUAAAUUACGAACGUUAAGGAAAAUUUUGUUGAAUUACGAAUUGAGAUAAUUCAGACAAAUUUAUUUUUGUUUAUCUCAUCAAAUAUACUACUUCAACGUAAAAUAACGCAGUUAUAUCGCAGUUUUUGUUUGAAAUGUAUUCGAUCAUGGAACGAUAUUACAAAAUAAUUCCAAUAGUUCUUAAGAGCCUUGGGUUAUGGCCCUAUCAGCAAUCAUAUUUCACACAAGUACAUCAAAUUUUGUUCGCUAGUAUCCUUUUGACAUUUAUUCUUGUUCAGUUGCUGGUAUUUAUUAAAAGACAAUGCAAUACGGAACUUGUUUUCACGGUUCUGUCUUUCGUCUGUCCUAAUCUUGCUGCUACAAUAAAGUAUUUUACUUUUAUCACUAAAGCAAAUAGUUUGAAGCAACUAUUGGAACAAAUCCAAAAUGAUUGUAAUUUGUUAAAGGAUAAAUUAGAAAUUCAUAUUCUAGAAAAAUAUAAUAGAAACGCAAGACUUGCUGUACUAAGUUUGCUAGGGUUUUCUUAUGCUAUUUUAUUCAUUUUUUCGACAUUGCAAUAUUUGCCGUUUAUUUUUCACAAAAUGUCACCAUUUAAUAAAUCACGAUCUCUUCAGCUUGUUACUUCUACGGAAUACCUUAUCAUUCCCGAUAAAUAUAUUUACGUUAGGAUGUUACAUGAAUUUUUAGCCUUUUAUGUGGGUCUGAUUACAAUAUGUGCCACUGGUUUGACAGCUUUAAUAUAUUGUGUACAUAUGUGUGUACUGCUUGAAAUUGCAAGUUACCGAAUAAAAAAUGUUAUUCAGAUGAAUACAUUAGUAAUCCCUAGUCCGAGAAGAGAACACAUUGUUCAUCAGAGGAUUGUAAAUGCGAUUAUAAUACAUCAAAGAGCUAUUGAGUAUCAUAAAUUUUUUAUGAUUGCUUUUCUGGUGCCAUUUGGUAUGGUGUGCAUAGUUGGGACGAGCAGUUUAAUUUUGGCUCUUUUUCUAUUCACUCAACAAGUCGCAUCAAAUAAUAUGGGUAUGGCGUCUGUAGCCUUUGGAUUACUACAAGUACUUUUAAUUUAUAUGCUGGUCAGUUGUUACUAUGGACAAAAAAUAAUCGAUAAUGGAAUAUAUUUUUUUGAAGAGACUUAUAAUGGAUUAUGGUAUACAGCACCGUUAUCUACGCAAAAAUUGUUAUUAUUUGUAAUGCGAAGAGCAAAAACGUAUUUUUCGUUAACGUUUUACGGUGUAAUUGCUGCAUCUUUUGAUGGCUUAACUACGCUCCUGAAACUGGCAAUGUCGUACUUCAUGGUACUUAAUUCAGUGCAAAAGUAGCGAGUCACGCAGGGAAAUUAAUUUUUAAUUAAUUGGAUUUUUUGUUAAUUUAAUAUUGUAUUAAAGAUAAUAUUAUACCAAUGCUAAUGGGAGUGAAAUGUAAAGAUGAAGAUGGUAA
This is a messenger RNA of Solenopsis invicta (red fire ant), 2077 nucleotides long. RefSeq lists its product as uncharacterized. Gene Ontology annotation, biological process: sensory perception of smell; detection of chemical stimulus involved in sensory perception of smell. NCBI's taxonomy places the organism in Eukaryota, Metazoa, Arthropoda, Insecta, Hymenoptera, Formicidae. Gene Ontology annotation, cellular component: plasma membrane. The transcript is spliced from 10 exons. The coding region runs from base 778 to 1959 and encodes 393 amino acids. Gene Ontology annotation, molecular function: odorant binding; olfactory receptor activity. The record is from RefSeq and is a predicted model, not a curated record.